Messenger RNA from Diplodia corticola, 1386 nucleotides. RefSeq lists its product as uncharacterized. The transcript has a single exon. The record is from RefSeq and is a predicted model, not a curated record. The coding region runs from base 1 to 1386 and encodes 461 amino acids. NCBI's taxonomy places the organism in Eukaryota, Fungi, Ascomycota, Dothideomycetes, Botryosphaeriales, Botryosphaeriaceae.
AUGACCCUCUUCAAAUUCCUUACCACUCACGCGCCUCCUGUCCGUUUGGCCGAAUCGUCCAAGAGCAAGACAUCUAAGAAGAAAUCCAAGUCUCUUACAACAAACAAAGGAUACCACCAGCCAACACGCCUUCAGCCAUGGGAGGACUUCGACCUACGCACCUUGCAGACCAUGUACGAUCACAUUCUGCGUCAUGAACGGGAUCUUCCGGACCCCUCCCAGAUCCGCCCUUCGAUUGAUUUUGCUCUGAACGAAGGUGGCAUCGGGGACUUCAUCCAGGAUAGCAACCGAGUGGUCGUGGAGACAGCUCUGAAAGAGGCGAAGAAAUUACUCGGGAGGCCCGAGUUUGUUUCGAUGAUUCGUGGCCAUAGCGCGGAGCCAGUUCGACGCACCGGAAAUCAAAAACCUUUUCGACCAGACUGGGCUGGUGUACGCGUAGGAGAUGAUUUUGCGCCCAGGGACCUUGCGAACAUCUUGCCCGGAGACACCAAAGACAGCCGUUCCUGGACAUUCAAUGACUUGCUUGGUUCUAGGAUUCCGGACACUGUACUCGAUCUUGGCAAAUACGAGCGUCCGCACUGGAUCCAGCCGUUGAAUCAGGUAUUCACCUAUUGCGUAGAGCUGAAGGUCCGCUACGGAUACGUACUAUCGGAUCGCGAGCUACUGGUCCUACGGAUUCGACCAAAUCAGAAAGGAAAGACACCCGCAAUAGACCGAACGGAUGUCUCCCAUCCUGAGGAAGGCCCGCCGAGGAGGUCAACCAGGCGUCGAACGCAAGAAAAGCAGCCGACUGAAUCCAAUCCAGAGACGAUCGAGCAAAGAGACAUCAGGAAUGGCAUCUUGGAAUUUGCAUGCAUCAAAGGCGGCUCUCAGAAUGGUGAUGGGCUCACUGUGAAUCUCGCGUUGUGGUGGUUGCAUUUACUGGCGUUGAAGGACAACACAGUGCAGGGCAGUUACAGCGAUUUAGCGGAUGAGGUUUUGAGCAGCAUCGAGGGGAGGCCUACAGAGGAAGCUGACAUGCCUCGGGCUGGGAACGGGGGCGACAACGAUGCAGGUGCAGUUUACGAGCAGGAUGAAGAUGGGGGUUUGAGUAAUAUUGAGGGGAGGCUUCUCGACCAAGCUGGAACACCUCGGACUAAGAGCGGGAAUGACAAAGACGCAGGUACAGGUUACGAGCAGGAAGAAGACGUGCUCUCUGAGGGAUCUCUGACAAUCCCGGCUGAAUCCGACGGACCGUAUUCCCAGCAAGACCUAGAUGACGGAAUAUUUCCUAGCUUCCAGACUGAAGCUCAUAUUCCUGUUGUUGGUGAAGGAAAGGGUUCUUCAUCAGGCAAGAGACGGAGGAGCCGCUCGUCAAAUAACGAUAGGAAAAAGGCAAAGGUCUAA